Messenger RNA from Echinococcus granulosus, 858 nucleotides. Its product is annotated as Neurogenic differentiation factor 6-A. NCBI's taxonomy places the organism in Eukaryota, Metazoa, Platyhelminthes, Cestoda, Cyclophyllidea, Taeniidae. The record is from RefSeq and is a predicted model, not a curated record. The transcript is spliced from 2 exons. Bases 1 to 858 code for a protein of 285 amino acids. Gene Ontology annotation, molecular function: protein dimerization activity.
AUGAACGCUCCUCCCAAUGGAUACCCUUCCUAUUCUCAAUUCACCUUUGACCAAAAUUCUGUGAGUUCACAGCAUUCACGUCAUCGUCAGCAUCAUCAACAACAAGAGCAUAAUCACCUACGGCAGCAGCAGCAGCGGGAGCAGCAGCACCACAUUCAGCAGUCAAUGACCCCAACAUCUUCUUCCACCUCAGUAUCGUCUAUUUACGCGUUCUACCAUCAGCAACAGCAACAAAUGGCUUUAAAUUCACUGAAUGCUACAGUUUCCAUGAUUGAUUUUGGAGACCAGGCUGACACAGAAGCCCUAUCUCGAAGCCAUCGUAAGAAACGCGGACCAAAGAAAAAGCCUCUAACAAAAGAACGCGAAGAUCGGAUGCGCAGUCGACGAGCACGAGCCAAUGACCGCGAGCGAAACCGGAUGCAUGGUUUGAAUAGGGCUCUAGAGGCACUACGGGAGCGUGUGCCUGUCUUCUCGGCCAAUCAGCGGUUAAGUAAAAUUGAAACUCUCCGAUUGGCUAAAAAUUACAUUCGCGCGUUAACCGACAUCUUGGAGAGCAGUGAGGCGCAACCAGAUUCCCUGAAGAUGGCAUUAACGUUGACUGAUGGGCUGUCGCAGAAUACGACGAAUUUAGUAGCGGGUUCUUUGAAGGUCAGUCCCAGAGUGCUACUGCAGAUGCAGAAGAGGAACAGUUAUGGCACCAACGAUAGUGGAAGCAACAGUGGUGCGAUGCCUCGAGAAGCAGGGAUUAUGCGAGAGACAGAGUACUACUGCUCGAGUUAUGGGUUGAAUCAAGUGCAACAGGGUAUCUGUUCCCCGAUUUCGGAUUGCCAAUUCCCAGACAGCUUCAUAAAUGAGUGA